Messenger RNA from Arthroderma uncinatum, 2049 nucleotides. Its product is annotated as Alpha/Beta hydrolase fold. The coding region runs from base 1 to 2049 and encodes 682 amino acids. The transcript has 5 exons. NCBI's taxonomy places the organism in Eukaryota, Fungi, Ascomycota, Eurotiomycetes, Onygenales, Arthrodermataceae. The record is from RefSeq and is a predicted model, not a curated record.
AUGCCAAAGGUCUCGGAUAAUAUUGUUAGGAAUGUGCACAGUGAUUUGAAAGCGUCUAGCAGUUCGAAAAAGUUGGAUACGGAAUUCAAGAAGGACGAAGAAUCUCAAGAGGUGGACACGGGCACGGGCGAGCAAAAACAAGAGGCCUCGAACGCAUCUACGGAAGGGACGGUUGAUCCAGAGCAAAAAGAACAGCAAGAUCAAGUUGCUCGCUCGGUAGGGUGGCUAGAGUGGCUCUCAAUGACGAAGAUAACGAGCGAUACAAGCCAGGAAGCGGCCAAAUCCACGCCAGCAAAGGAGGAUCCUCUACCUACUUCUCCGCCAGCUGAACCAGCCCCGCCAAAGAUUGAAUCUGAGAAUAGAGAGGCUUCCGCUAGUGAUGAAACCCACAAAACUGGUCCUAGCCUGACACCUAAGGAGAACCAGACUCCCCAGGCAAGGUCCUGGCUGCAGUUGUGGGGCGGGCCUAAUACAGUCUCACAAGCAACACGUCCCCAAGAACCAACUUCAGGCCCUCAAGAUAUGAAAGACAACACAGCUCCACCACGAUCUAAUGGAUUAGAAGAAAAUACCAACUCUUCACAGCUUGAGGAUACGGUACCUACCAGUCAACCGACUGAACACAAAACCCAUGAGCGAGCAGGAUCCGUAUCUGCAUGGCUAUUCUGGCCAAGAACACAACUGGAGGUCGAUUCUACUGCCAAAAAAGAGGAACAGUCCACGGAAAAUGAUGUACUACCCGACAGAAACUCAGGAGAGCAACCAAAAGCACCGACCAUGGCCGCAGACUCACAGGGCGUCUCCACUCCAAAGAAUGGGCGUGUCAAGGCUUCAACAGCCGCGUCUCAACCCACUGCCUCGACUGAGACUUCUACACCAAGUGUCCCAAAAGAGCCACCACUUCAGCCAGCAAAUGUUCCCGCACCUUCUCCCCCAAAGAAGGGAGAACAUGCGCCACCGAACCAGGUUCUUCCAUCCUUCCAAACGAGUUUCCCACUCGAGAGCAGGCCUGGUAUUAUCGAGCAGCUCAGCCGCCUACUUUAUAAAAAAGGAUCGGAGCCAAAGCAUGUCUUAAGAAGUCAAACCACUCCGCAGAUAAAAAAGGCUAUCGCCAUUGGAGUGCAUGGGUAUUUCCCCACGCCUUUAAUUCGGACUGUUAUAGGGCAACCGACAGGGACUUCUGUUAAGUUCGCCACAAUGGCAGCCAGAGCAAUUGAAGAAUGGGCAGAUGAAAAUAAUUCACCGUGUCACAUUGAAAAAAUUGCACUUGAGGGCGAAGGUCGUAUCUCUGAACGUGUUGACUUGCUUUGGAAGCUGCUCCUCAAUUGGAUCGAGCAUAUUAGAGAGGCUGAUUUUGUAUUGAUCUCUUGCCACAGCCAGGGAGUCCCUGUUGCAACAAUGCUGGUCUCGAAAUUAAUAGCCUUUGGCUGUGUUAGCUCUGCACGGAUCGGCAUAUGCGCCAUGGCGGGCAUUAAUUUGGGGCCGUUUGGUGAUUAUAGGUCUCGCUGGAUUAGUGGGUCGGCGGGAGAAUUAUUUGACUUUGCAGACGCGGAAAGCAAGGUCUCACAGGAUUAUAGAACAGCUCUGAAAGCUGUUCUCGAGUUCGGAGUCAAGGUUACUUAUGUUGGGAGUAUAGACGAUCAACUCGUAUCAAUGGAGUCGUCUACGUUUUCAACUAUUUCUCAUCCUCAUGUUUACCGCGCAGUAUUCGUUGAUGGAAGGGUUCAUGCGCCUAGCUUUCUGUCGCAUUUAGUUGGCUUCACCAUGAAGCUGCGUAACCUAGGGGUCUCAGACCACGGCCUCAUUCGAGAACUUAGCUCUCCUCUUGCCGGAAGUUUAUAUACUGGAGAAGGGCAUUCCCGCCUUUACGACGACAAAAAUGUUUACAAGUUAGCCAUAAGGUUCGCCCUAGAAACAACACAGAUCAACAGUGCAGCCAUCCAGUUUCACAAAACAUCUGCCCCAACAGCAUCGACCACAACAUCGAAUCCGUAUAUCCUUCCAUUUGCAAUGCGUGGCGUCCUUGAGGAAGAAAGGAAUAAGGUCUAA